Molecule: messenger RNA, 998 nt
Organism: Uranotaenia lowii
Lineage: Eukaryota; Metazoa; Arthropoda; Insecta; Diptera; Culicidae
Exons: 4
Coding region: 68-925 (285 amino acids)
Source: RefSeq, a predicted model, not a curated record
ACCUGUUCAACAGAAUGAGACAGUUCCAGUCAGGCUUCAGUGAUAAUAUCUUAAAGGGACGACGAAAAUGUUCCAGUUUUUGAUCUACACGUUUUUGGCCAUUGCCUUGGUCAAUGGUGAGGUAAAAGUUGAUCAAAAAAGUACCGUCAAAAGAGGGUUGGAUGGCGGCGCUAAUUUUGGCUUCGGAUCGCCGAACGGUGGUGUUGGAUUGGAUUUCUGGCAAGGAUCAUCGAAAAUUAUCGCUGGACCGUGGAUACAAAGCAGUGCCAGUGGUUGGAAACAUGGACCCACUCCGGCUGAAAUUGCAGCCGCCAUUGCGGCGGCUAAGCAGGCUUCAGCCCAGGUUUUGAUAGCACAGCACCAGGUUCAGGCAGCUAAGGAAAAUGUGCUCAACCAGCAGAAAAUUGCCAACGAAAAGGAAGCCAAUGCCGCUUAUGCUUCACAAAAAAGUGAAGCCACUGCGGCUGUCCAGCGAUCGGAAGCGGCUGCAGCGGCACAAGCCGUCAUCCUAGCACAACACCGAUUAGCUGCCGCCAAGGCUAAUGUAGCCCAACAUCAACGGAUCGCAGCCGCCAAGGAAUCCGUUGCUGCCCAGGCGAUUCAGAGUUCCGCUAAAGCAGCCGCUGCCGAGAUCCAUCGGGCUGAAGCUGAAUCUACCAAACUUGCCGCCCAUCAUCGUUCGGAUGCAGCCUCACUGAAUCACCAUCUGGUGGCCAGUAAGGACGAGGCCUUCGCUCCUCUGAUCUACGGUGGCAAUCAGAUUCCAACUUCGCAUCUGCUCCGAUCAGCAACGAGCAUCGGAAAUCCUUGGGCGGAUUGGAAUAUGCAGCUGCCCUGGUUGUCCAGCAGCAAUGCGAAUAUGCAAGGUUUCGGUGGCGGAUUCGGCGGGUUCGGAACUUCCUUUCCAAAAGCCAUCUGGGGUUGAUCGGAAUAAUUAUACUCGUUGAUUUAUAUUUGAAGCACAUAUUGUUGAAAGUAUUUUACUGGGAAAUAAAGUU